GAAGGAAGGUAUCUAAUUUGGGAAACAAAACAGAGCCCACAAAAGACACACAGAAACACCGCGUUUAUUUCCUAACACGGAAAGGAGUCGUCCAAGGUGGUGAAAGCACAAUCUAAAAAGAAGCCCUAAUUUUGGAACCCAGACUGAGCCCAGAGACGUUAACCCAAAGCCCGCUUGUCGUCCAAGGCGGUAUAGCACAAAAUAAGUGGAGUCCCUAAUUUUGGAAACCAAACAGAGCCUGAACACAAAUGAAUAAGGAGGCGUUCACGACAGAAGAGCAAAAUAUAAAACGCAGGUCCCUUGUUUCUCUCUCGAACUUAAAACCCGCGAAAAUCCCCCACUGCUUCGAAAUUCCGAAGGGCAGGAAAAUCGAAUGCUCAAUUUCAAUUUCUUGACAAAAAGAGCGAAUGGAUCGAGUUAAGGCCGGAAACGAACUUUCUUUCCGGGUUGGUUUCUCCGGAUACAGCGGUCACCUCCGUGUGGAGCCUAUAUCAACCGUAGAACGUACCGACCCCGUCAGCUUGCUCCCAGAUUUCAUCCUUCCUCCUGCUUUCCCUAGAGAAACACCUGAAUCCAUAAGGGAGCACAUAGAGGAGAAGUAUCUAAUGCCAGGAUUGGACGUUGAUGAAUUUUCUCCUGAAAAGGCUGGAAAACAGUGGGAAUUUGACUGGUUUGAGAGAGCGAAAAUCUCUUUGGAGCCAUCAUUACCGCGUACUGUUAUAGUUCCGAAAUGGGAGGAUCCAUUCAGACGGAAAAUGAAGGACGGAAUAUGGAUACCCGAUGCAGUGGAGAUGGAGGUAUCAGAAUUGAUGGCUGGGGCUCAAGAUUCUGGUACACGGCCGCGUGUGUCUGGACCCACGAAGGAUUUUGUUAGAGGAAGCAUCAGUAAUCGUCCUUUUCGUCCUGGUGGUUUGGAGGAUUCCCAACUUCUAGGGAGAAUUCUUGCGGACGGGGCUUCAAAUGGUGAAUGGGUACAAGAAUUGCUGACAGGUGGCUCUGCGCAGACCACACCCCCAAGCCUUAAGCAAGGAUUAGACCUUGGGGAUUUUAAGGUCUAUCCAAGCUCAUGGAACAUUUACAAAGAUCAAGGUUCACUUAAUAGCAGUUCAGAGGGAACUGAGACUGCUUUGUCUAUACAUUUUGAUGACGUGUUCAAGAAGGCAUGGGAAGAGGAUGUUGUCACAGAAUUUGAGACAGAAGCUAAAUUUUCAGACUCUGAGUCUGUUAAAUCAGAAGCUGAAGUGGAUAAGGAUAAUGAGCCCAGCAAUGUGGGUGAGCCUGAAUUGUCUGUGUUAGACGAGAUUUUGUCAGUUGAGUCGGGAGGAGUAACUUCAAGGUCAGAAGAAACUCAAGAUGUUGAUGGACAACAACAGAAGCAGGCUUGGGCUGUUACUGGAGGUAGUGAAGGAAUUGUGAGCAGCUUUUAUGAACUUGUUCCUGAUAUGGCACUUCAUUUUCCUUUUGAAUUGGAUGCCUUCCAAAAAGAGGCCAUUUAUUAUCUGGAAAAGGGUGAAUCUGUUUUUGUGGCAGCUCAUACAUCAGCUGGAAAGACUGUGGUUGCGGAAUAUGCUUUUGCCUUGGCAUCUAAACACUGCACUAGGGCUGUGUAUACUGCACCCAUUAAAACCAUCAGCAACCAGAAAUAUAGGGAUUUUUGUGGGAAGUUUGAUGUUGGCCUUCUCACUGGUGAUGUUAGCUUGAGGCCGGAGGCUUCUUGUCUGAUCAUGACCACCGAAAUAUUAAGGUCAAUGCUUUACCGGGGAGCUGAUCUUAUUCGUGAUAUUGAAUGGGUUAUAUUCGAUGAAGUGCAUUAUGUCAACGAUGCUGAAAGAGGGGUUGUUUGGGAGGAAGUUAUAAUCAUGCUUCCGAGGCAUGUCAAUAUUAUCCUCCUGUCAGCCACGGUACCAAACACAGUUGAAUUUGCUGACUGGAUUGGCCGGACAAAGCAAAAGAAAAUUCGGGUUAUGGGAACAACUAAAAGGCCUGUCCCAUUAGAGCACUGCUUGUUUUAUAGUGGAGAACUGUACAAAAUUUGUGAAAGUGAAGUAUUUAUACCCCAGGGACUGAAAGCUACUAAAGAUGCAUAUAAGAAGAAGAGUUCAAGUGCAGCUAGUGGAGAUACCAGGCCAUCUACUGGGUCUUCAACAGUUCAGAAUGGUGCUAGAGCUCAAAAACGUGAAAAUCCUAAUCGUGCCAAGCAGAAUAAGCAUUCUGGUUCCCAAAGCUUUGGUAGCUCCUCUGGGAAUAGUUUGGGGAAUCAAAAUUACAGUAAUGUUAGAAGUAAUUGGGGGUCCAGGAGAUAUGAAGCUUCUUUGUGGUUCUCACUUAUUAACAAGCUCUCAAAGAAGUCGCUAUUACCUGUGGUUAUAUUUUGUUUCUCAAAGAACCGCUGUGAUAAAUCAGCAGAUAGCAUAUCUGGGACUGACCUCACUAGUAGUUCUGAGAAAAGUGAGAUUUGUGUUUUUUGUGACAAAGCAUUUUCACGGCUAAAGGGAUCUGACCGAAAUUUACCACAGAUUGUCAGAGUCCAAAGCCUUCUUCGUAGAGGCAUUGGUGUGCAUCAUGCCGGGCUGCUUCCUAUUGUAAAGGAAGUUGUUGAAAUGCUUUUCUGCCGUGGAGUAAUCAAGGUUUUAUUUUCGACAGAGACAUUUGCAAUGGGGGUCAAUGCUCCUGCUAGAACAGUUGUUUUUGACACUUUGAGGAAGUUUGAUGGCAAAGAAUUUAGGCAGUUACUUCCUGGAGAAUACACUCAAAUGGCUGGUCGUGCUGGCAGAAGAGGGCUUGAUAGUAUCGGAACAGUUGUUUUAAUGUGCCAUGAUGAAAUUCCUGAAGAGAGGGAUUUGAGGCAUGUCAUAGUUGGAAGUGCAACCAGACUCGAAUCUCAGUUUCGACUAACGUAUAUCAUGAUCAUGCAUCUCCUUCGUGUUGAAGAAUUAAAGGUGGAGGACAUGUUGAAAAGAAGUUUUGCAGAAUUUCAUGCUCAGAAAAAACUUCCUGAACAACAUCAGCUUUUGAUGCUAAAGCUUUCUCAGCCAACAAGAACAAUUGAUUGCAUAAAAGGCGAACCGACAAUUGAGGAAUACUAUGAGAUGUACUCAGAAGCUGAGAAACACAGCAGCCUGAUAUCAGAGGCUGUCAUGCAAUCCCAUGUUGCACGCCGCUUUCUUACUCUUGGCAGAGUGGUAGUCGUAAAAUCACAAACGGCCCAGGACCACUUACUUGGGGUGGUUGUGAAAGCGCCCUCAGGCAGUAUAAAACAACACAUAGUUUUUGUACUGAAACCUGAUUUACCAUCAUCAACCCAAACACCAUUGGGUCAUGGCAACUUUCAGGAUAAACCAAGUGAUGGUUUCUCCCAAGGUUAUAUGUUAGUACCUAAAUCUAAACGUGGUUUUGAUGAGGAGUAUUGUUCUUCUGCCACUUCUCGCAAAAGUUCAGGUGUCAUCAAAAUAGAAUUACCUUACCAUGGUUCUGCUGCUGGGGUGCUUUAUGAAGUCAAAGGAAUUGAUACCAAAGAGUUCUUGUGCAUAUGCAAUGCUAAGAUAGAGAUUGAUCAAGUUCGACUUCUUGAGGAUGGUAGCAAUGCUGCUUUCUCCAGGACAGUUCAGCAGUUGUUAAAUUUAAAAUCUAAUGGGAAUAAAUACCCUCCAGCCCUAGAUCCUCUGAAAGAUCUGAAGGUGGAGGACAUGCAUGUUGUGGAAGCAUACUACAAGUGGACUAGCCUAUUGCAAAAGAUGGCUGAGAAUAAGUGUCAUGGAUGUGUAAAAUUGGAGGAGCACAUGAACUUAGCAAAAGAGAUAAAAAGGCACCGAGAGGAAGUCAAUGCUCUGAAAUUUGAAAUGUCUGAUGAAGCACUUCAACAGAUGCCUGACUUUCAGGGCCGGAUAGAUGUUCUGAAGGAAAUUGGUUGUAUAGACACUGACCUUGUAGUUCAGAUAAAAGGUCGUGUAGCUUGUGAGAUGAAUUCGGGGGAGGAGCUAAUAUGCACCGAGUGUUUAUUUGAUAAUCAAAUGGAUGACCUCGAACCUGAAGAAGCUGUGGCAAUAAUGUCUGCAUUUGUGUUUCAGCAGAAGAAUACUUCUGAACCUUCUCUUACUCCCAAGCUGUCCCAAGCUAAAGAGAGGCUGUACAACACAGCAAUAAGACUUGGAGAAUUGCAGGCACAGUUCAAUUUACAGAUAGAUCCUCAGGAGUAUGCCCAAGACAAUCUCAAGUUUGGUCUCGUUGAAGUGGUUUAUGAGUGGGCCAAGGGCACUCCAUUUGCAGACAUCUGUGAGCUUACGGAUGUUCCUGAAGGCCUGAUAGUUAGGACGAUUGUCCGACUGGACGAGACAUGCCGUGAAUUCAAAAAUGCAGCAGCUAUCAUAGGUAACUCUGCUUUGUACAAGAAAAUGGAAACUGCCGCCAAUGCAAUAAAACGUGACAUUGUGUUCGCGGCUAGUUUGUACAUCACAGGAGUGUAAAUAUGUCGAGAUCUCAGAGAUUUCUUUUCCCAUACUCCUUUCCUGGAAGCACGAAUGAGUAUCUCGUGUUUCCAUUGUUGGAUGCCUGACUCGGCUUAAUGAUGGGUGAUCAUUUAGUCACAAAACUGAUUGCUUCACUGACUAUCUAGGAAAAUAGAAAAUGCUACUAGAUGAAUCUGGGUAAAAGAUGUAGAGACCAGUUCUGCUUAAUUUAAGAAGCGAAGACUAAGGGCCAUUUUGGAUUUUGGAUAUCCUUGUGUUCACUCGUUACAAUGUUAAUUUUGUUUGGA
Molecule: messenger RNA, 4753 nt
Organism: Tripterygium wilfordii
Lineage: Eukaryota; Viridiplantae; Streptophyta; Magnoliopsida; Celastrales; Celastraceae
Product: DExH-box ATP-dependent RNA helicase DExH11
Exons: 23
Coding region: 408-4463 (1351 amino acids)
Biological process (GO): nuclear-transcribed mRNA catabolic process, 3'-5' exonucleolytic nonsense-mediated decay
Cellular component (GO): Ski complex
Molecular function (GO): ATP binding; RNA binding; RNA helicase activity
Source: RefSeq, a predicted model, not a curated record